CUGAAAACUUCCAUCGAAGAAGAGAAAGGCCGGAACAAAAAAAGGGGGCGAAAGUCAGCAACGCUUCUAACGUGUGAUUAGCGUGCAAGCUAAAAGACAACGUCAAAAAUGUUGAAAGAGUUUGUGAAGGAGCGACUCAUGGCGGCAGCUGAUGAAAUAUUUGGGCUGUUUGAAAGAACGAUAGCGUCGUACGAGGAGGAACUUUCUCGAACAAAGGAGGAGAAGGAGCGAUAUCGACAGCAACUGGAAGCUGUUGGCAAGAAUGAAAUUGUGCUGCCCAUUGACGACGUCCAGCAGCUGAUUGGUCAUCAAGAAGAACGUCAGGGGGGGAGCUCCGCUUUGAAGCAGGAGGAUUCCCAGCCCCCUGACCUUAAAGAGGAAAAGGGGGAACUCUGCAUCACUCAGGAGUCUCUCCCAGGGCUGGAGGAGGAUGCACUCACCAAGUUGCCACCAGUCGGUGUCUCUGUGAAGACCGAAGACCAUGAAGACAAACCACCUGAGUCCUCACAGCUUCAUCACAGCUCAGGUGAGGAGAACAGAGGGCCAGAGCCUUCAAGCAGCAGCUCUCCACAGCGCACGACAGCAGAAGCCGGUGGAGACUACUGUGGAGGAUCGCAAGCAGACAACCUCCUAGCUCCACUGUCAGAUUGUGAGGCUGAAGACGGGGACGACACCAAAGAAUUUUUGAGCAGCACUACAGACUGUGAAGUUGAUAUGAGGGCUCACACUGACGGCAAAGGAAACAAAGAACGACAGGAGAGAAACCCUUUAGCUGCUCAGUUUGCAGGAAAACAUUUUAUCGGAGCGAUAUCAUGACCCAGCACAAGCAAACGCACACAGGUGAGCAACCUUUUUGUUGUCCAGUUUGUGGUAAACGAUUCUCUCGGAAGGUGAACAUGGUGGCACCCAUGAGAACGCACACCGGAGAAAAAACGUUUAGCUGCUCAGUUUGCGCUAAGAGUUUUGCUCAAAAGGCCAAUAUGAUGUCACAUAUGAAAACACACACGAGAGGGAGAACCAAAAAGUCUUUAUAGUAUCGUUUAUUUCGAACAUGCAUUCGCUUUGGCAGCUCUUUGGCCGGCGUUUAUCUGUUUUUCGCCUGUGUUCAAAAUAACUUGAAAAGUUCUGAGUGGAUUUGGAUGAAAUUUUCAGGAAUUGUCGGAAAUGGGAUAUGGAAGAACUGAUUACAUUUGGGGGUGAUCCAGAUCACCGUCUGGAUCCAGGAAUUUUUUUAAGGAUUCUUUAACAUAGCGACAUAGGGCCAUUUUCGGCAUUUGUGCACAUAACCUUCACAAACAACAGUCAGGGCCACGUUGUUCAAAACUCGGUUAGUGUUUUAACCAUUGGUUAAGCACACUUAACCGACCGUUAACCUUAACGGCUCCGUUAUCUUGUUGUCCAAAAAACAGGGCUAACUUUAACCGGCUGUUAACGUGACGUUGAAGUGAACCGACCCUAAGGACCACCGCUAACUUUUAAACAGGUGGUUGACUCUCAAGACGGGGUUGCCGGCUGACGCUGCCUUCAUGACGCCGUGCUGGCAUGUCUCCUUACGUGCACUGCAGCUUUUCAGCACGUGACAAAUGAUUUAUAUUUGCGCGACAGAAAAAACAUGCUUCGAUUUGAAAGGAAACUAUUCUAUUGAACUGUGGGAAGCUUGCAAAUUCUAUCUUAGUCAUCGAGCUUCGUCAAAUUUUGAACGCUGUAUUCUGUACACUUGUGUAUAACAAAAAAAACAUACAUUUGAUAAAUAUUGCUCAUGUGUCGUUUCUACAUAAAUAGUUAUUAUACGUAUUAUCAUCUUGGCACCAAUAUUAAGUUGAACCCUAGGACAUUUACUUUGAAGGCGAGCCGACUUUCUGUACUUUUCCAAACUAGAACAGCUUGUGCUGAGCAAAAUAUUUUUCACCAAAAAUUUUUUUAUUGAAUUGUGUCGUUCAUGAAUUGCUCGCUUGUUUUAAUUCGUAAAACGUUUAGCUUCAUUUGUUGCAGAAUACGAUUUGAACAUAAUUAAGUCUGGGCUCUUACUUUGAAAGCUGGUUAAGUGGUUCCGGUAUCCGGCGCAGGGCCCGAGGUUCAUUUUGCUGGUAAGCUGGAAACUAUGUUAAACAUUGCUUACUUUAAUAUUCUUAUAAUUAAUAUUUUACUUUAAUUUCUUUUUCUAAUUUGCUAAAUCGUUUCACGAUCAUUUUUUCUCUAAACCGGAAGUCAACAAAAUGAGGAAUUGUGGGAUGUAUUGCCGCUGGCCAGUAACGUCAACCACACUGUUAACUUUGACGGUGCCGUUAACUAACGACAUGACUAACCAUGUUUUGAACAACGCAUGUUUACCGGCCGGUUAAAGAAUUUAACCGAUGGUUAAGGGUUUACCGGUGGUUAAACUAACAGAGUUUCGCACAACUCGGCCCAGAGCACUUGGGGACAUUUAGCCUUCUUGGUACAUUAUGCUAUCAUGCUAUGUGUUAGCAUGCUAAUGUUAGCCUGUUAGCAUUGCUUGCAUGUUAAUUUUAGCAUACUAUCAUUUUUUGCUAUUUUCUUGGGUUGACACAUUUAUAAACAGCAUUAUCAUGCUAGGUGUUAGCAUGUUAACAUUAGCACAGUAGCAUUUUUAGUCAUUUUCAUAGGUAGCUAUUAUGCUAAGUGUUAGCAUGCUAACAUGAGAAUACUAGCAUUCUAACAUAAUUAUGCUCACAUCUUUAUGUUAGCAUGCUAACAUAAUUAUAUUAACAUUUUUAGCAUUUUCAGAGGUAGGCGCUUAGACAAACACUUAAGACUAUAUUAUGUUAGGUGUUAGCAUUCUUUUAAGUCAUUCAAACACUGCCAUGGUAUGUUUUCAUGGUCAAGGAAUCAAAAUAUGUAGAUAAAAUAAAUGUAGGACUAAUAUUUAUGGUGUAAAUCUCAAUAUGGGGGCGGGACUAUGCGGCUUGCCGGACGUCUGCGUUCUCAGUGCUUUUCCAGUUAUGUUCUGCGUUGUUUUUGUUUUUUUAAGGCGAAUGGUAAAUUUGCAAAAAUGACAUUAAAGUUAAUGGCGCAACACAUGACAAACUAGCUCUCGCAGUUCAGCCUCAUUUCCGGAAGUGACAUUGUCUGAGUACUAUCGCUCAGCUACACAAACAUGCAUGGCGGUGUACGAGACAGAGGAUGUUUACAGUGAUUAUAGCGGAGAUCUGAGUGAUGUGCCAAUAGUUUUUGAGGAAGAAGAAACCUUUUUAAAUGAAAUGGAGAACUUGCAGAACAUGGAUUAAGCCUUAAGACAUGGAGGUGAAGAUUGGUCGCCUUCAAAACACAGAAUGGUAAGCGUAAAUUACUCUGGAGUUUGAUUGUAUAUGCGUUCGCCCCCGCCGCUCCUACCCCCACAGCAAACAUAUGGCUGUGAAAAAAUGUUUAUGUAACAUGUUUAAUGCUUUGCAGCCUUGUUGCUAUCGUGGAAUAGUGUUUAGAAGACUUUAGCAAACAAGACAUGACUUAUGCACUUGUACCAACUUUGAUGUAGUGCUCUUUCUUUGUUGUUUUGAUAUUUGUUCCUGUGUAGCGGUGGAAUAGCAUCCUUUCUCAAAAUGCGUAUACACCGUACUUUCAAGACAAAUCUGUCUUAUAAAGGUGUUCCUUCAAAGCUGUCAUCAGUGAAACGAUCACAGCAUAGAACAGAACUCAAGGUGGGUGUCCAUCUGUCUCUCGUUCUCUGCACUUGGUUAGUCCAUUGUUGUCUUAAACCUUCCUCUUUUGGAAAAGGAAACAUACUUACAGUAUCACUCGGAUGCUAUGAAUAUCCAGCAGCAACACAAUCUUUUGGCAUGACUACUAUUUUGAUAGAAAGUGUACUGAAACAAGUCGGCCAUCUACCUCAAGAGGCGUUUGUAUACACUGCAUUAGCUGCGACGUGUCACCCCGAUGACGCCACUUCCGGAAAUGAGGCUGAACAGCGAGAGCUAGCUGGGCGCCAUCAGUUAUAAAUGUCAUUUUUGAGAAUUUACUGUUCGCUUUUCAAAAAUGAAACAAUGUACAACAUGAUUACAAGCAGUACAUAACAUUCAUAUUUAAUGGCACAAGCUUCUGCCUUUAAUGGCUUGAUUCCCUGCCAGGAUUGCGUCAGGAAGGGCAAAAGCUAAAUCAAAAGCAUUCAUACCAUUUGACUUGCUGUGGUGACCCCUGGGGAAUAAAGGGAAAAGCCAAAAAGUGAGGUUGAAAAGCGCGCAUGCAGACACGCGAUGGAAAAUAGAGGUUGUCCUGUUCAGAUUGUGUUUAAAAAAAACUUUACAUACUCUUUAUACUACAGUAUAUACAGUAUACUCUACUUUACGACCAGUAGGCGCUCACAGCAUCGGCAAUCUGUGGCCUCUCAGUUGAGAUGGCUCAACCGAGAUAAGAGGGCACCAACAGAGGAUCUUCCUAAACUGUCAACAAGACUUUGCAGACACUGGAGGAUCACGUGACAAGAUGCGAGGGAGGGGACCAGGAAGGAUAAGACUAAACUAAAUGGUCCUUUUGAUUUAGAUUUUUGCCGUUACUUUCAUUCAACUGCAUACGCCGCCAUCUUUUUUGCUGCACUGAAUGCAUCAUCACUGAACAAGAAGUUUCAUGUCCUGAGAGAAUUUUCAAUUUGCGACAAUAACUGUAAAAAGGCUCAUUUUUGCCUAUGGAAUUUUAUGUUUAAAGAUGGUUCAUGGUUUUAAUUCAUCUUGAACAUGCAUACAAGUCAAACAGUUGCACAUCACACAAUACAGUUCACAGUUUUGCAUGUCCAAAAAGGAGUAGGAAGAAGCAAAGCUUAUUUAAUCCUACCCCUCAUCAGUUUCACAUCAGUUGCAAUACAUUUAUUCACCUCUUGUUCUUCCAAGUGUACUUUGUAGGUCUACAUGACAAUGUAGUGCAAUCAUAGCCAAGGUUUUUACUUACUAAAAGGAAGCUAGAGGCAUAAUAAUAACUGAUAGAAUGGUUGAAAGAGUGUUUGAUUGAUGAUGAAUGAGUACAGACCAUGUACUCUCCACAAUGAAGAGUUAGUAGUCAGUAUAGUAGUGGUUAGAUAUACUGUAGUAUUGUAUGUACACAGUGGUUCAGGUCUCUUCUUCUUUGUAUUUUGUGAACAUCAACUGCUUGUACUUUUUCUUCAAAUGGCUCAUUGUUGUGCUUUGUUUGAGUUCCUCACUCAAUCCAUUCCACAACUUGAUUCCACAUCCAGAAAUGCUGAAAGUUUUCAGUGUUGUCCGUGCAUAUAGGUGUUUUAGGUUCCAUUUUCCUUUCAGAUCAUAUUUCUCCUCUCUUGUUGAUAAGAAUUGUUUUACAUUUUUGGGUAGAAGGUUAUUGUUUGCUUUAUGCAUCAUUUUAGCCGUCUGAAGGUUUACUAGAUCCGCAAAUUUUAAUAAUUGUGAUUUUAUAAAUAAAGAAUUUGUGUGUUCUCUGUAAGCAGCAUUAUGGAUGAUCCUGAGUGACCUUUUUUGCAGCACAGUUAGUGGCUGAAGUGCACUUUUGUAGUUAUUACCCAUAACUCCACACAAUAAGUUAGAUAUGCUGAUAUCAGUGAGCAGUAGAGCGCAUGUAGUGCUUUUUGGUCAAGGACAAAUUUAGCUUUAUUCAGUAUUGAGGUGUUUCUUGCCACUUUAUGUUUUACAUUUUUAAUGUGAGAUUUCCAGUUCAUCUUCUCAUCUAUUAUAACCCUGAGAAAUUUAUUUUGGUUCGCCCUGUCAAUGUCUACACCAUCAAUUUGUAUUUGCUGGUACGUUUCCUUUUUACACUUACCAAAUAGCAUUACUUUAGUUUUACUGAGGUUCAGUGAUAGUCUGUUUUUAUCAAACCAUCUUUUUAGUAGAUUUAGUUCAUCUGUGAUUUGUUGUACUAGCUCUGGUGUGCUGUCUCCAGAACAUAAUGCGAUUGUAUCGUCUGCAAAUAAUACUAGCUUUAGGUCUCUUGGGACUUUACAGAUGUCCUUUAUAUAUAGAUUGAAUAGUUUUGGUCCUAGGAUUGACCCCUGGGGAACGCCGCAUGAUAUGUUUAACUCCUCAGACGUAUGUUCUCCUAGCUUCACAUGUUGCCUCCUGUCAGCUAAGUAGCUUUUAACCCAGUUCAAGACUAACCCUCUGAUUCCAUACCUUUCUAGUUUAGUGAUUAGAAUAUCAUGAUUCAUUGUGUCAAAGGCUUUUGUUAAAUACAUAAAUACUGCAGCCGUGCACUUUCUGUGAUCUAUAGCGUUGGUGAUUUCCUCUGUAAUUUCUAUCAGUGCCAUGGAAGUUGAAAUGUUGCUUCUGUAUCCGUAUUGACUCUCCGUGAGUAACUCAUUUUUGUUUAUAAAAUUGUCCAACCUGUUAUUAGUUUUUCAAUGAUUUUGGAAAAUUGUGGCAGUAAGGACACUGGUUGGUAAUUUAUCAAUUGAUGUUUGUUUCCAUUUUUAAAGAUUGGAACUACUUUAGCUAUUUCAUUUUAUUUGGGAAUUGACCUGUCUGGAAUGAUAGGUUGCUAAGGUACGUUAGCGGUUGUACAAUCUCAUUUAUAACCCUUUUUAUCCUUUCCAUUUCUAUUGCGUUGCAAUCGGUUGAUGUUUUCGCUUUGAAUUUAUUGACAAUAUCUAUGAUUUCCUUUUGUGUGACGUUAGUGAGGAACAUGGAAUUGGGAUUCUUGUCUAUGAUCUCAUUUCUUUCUUCUACUGGGGGUCAUUUGGGAUCUUUGUUUCCAAAUCUGGUCCAAUAUUUACGAAGUAAUUGUUGAACUUUUCAACUACCUGAUUCAUAUUAUCAUAUUUAUCAUUUCCAUCUAUAAAAUAAAGAGGGUAGUCUUUCUUAGCACCGUUCCGUAUAAUACUGUUUAGAAUGCCCCAUGUUGCUCUAGUGUUGUUUUUAUUCUUGAUUAAUAAUUGACUAUAAUAUUCUUUCCUACACACUCUCAGGAUGUUUGCAAACUUAUUUUUGUAUGUUUUAUAUAUUUUUUCUGCUUCUUUAGUGUUUUGAAUGAUAAAUCUCCUAUAUCGUGUAUUUUUCUUCUUACAGGCGUUUAGUAGUCCCUUGGUCAUCCAUGGCUGAUUUCUCUUCCUUUGCUUAUUAGAUACUUCUCUCAGUGGACAAUGUCUGUUAUAGCACUUCAUGUAAACAUUAAGAAAGUUUUUAUACGCCUCGUUCACAUCAUUCUCACUAUACACGCACUCCCGUCUUUGUUUUUCCAAAUCUUUCCUAAAAGCGCUGAUACUUUCCUCUGGAUGUGAUCUUCUGAAUGUCCUGAUAUCGUCCUUCUUUCUCUUUUUAUAGUUUUCAUUGUAAAUGGUAAACACCGGAAGAUGGUCAGUAAUAUCAUUAAUUAACAGUCCACUUGUCGUGUUGUCGUCGAUAUCAUUGGUAAAUAUGUUGUCAAUUCAUGUUGCGCUGUGAUCUGUAAUUCUGCUUGGCCUGGUGAUUUUUGGAUAAAGACUUAAACUGUUCAUUGUAUCUAUAAAGUUAUCUAUUCUGUUUUGGUUAUUUGAAUUUAGAAGGUCAAUAUUGAAAUCUCCACAUACAAAGAUUAUUUUUUGGCUAGUGUCUGAAUGUUGCUUUGAUCCAAUCCUCUAAUAUUUCAAUGCUAGACUUAGGUGUUCUGUAUGUACAACUUAUUAGUACAUUUUUACUUUUCUCUUUACUGAUUUCAAUAAUAAUGCAUUCUAGAAUGUUAUCAAUAGCAAUUGACAUGUUCUUUACUACUUUAUAAUUCAGAUUUGUAUCCACAUACACAGCCACUCCUCCUCCACUUUUGUGGAGGAGGAGAUGGACUUCAGAUAAUAUCAAGUGUAGACAUUUAUUUCUUCAAUCUUUUCUUUUAAACCACAAAUGGUAAGAGCGGCUAGCCCGGGAGGGGGGUGUUCGGAGUGCGUCCCGGGGCCCCAUUUGUGGCCCUUGGCUGUUUUUUUUUUGUUCUUUUUCUUUCUUUUUUUUUUUUUUUUAUUGACCCGCAUCACAUUCUAAAAAAAUAUAUAAUUUCACGAGAAAACAGAAAACAAAUCAAUUUCACAAGAAUAAAGUCAAAAUAUUAAGUCAUAAUUUUACGAAAAUAAAGUAAUAUGAGAAAAAAAAAAGUAACGCCGUUCUGGUAGCAUCCAUCCAUUUUUGAUGCCGUAAUUUUACAUACAUUAACAUAUUAGGAGAAAAAAAAAAAGUAAAAAAUGACAAGAAAAGCAUUUACAAGAAGAACGUAGUUGGAAAAGCUGUAAUUUGACGAGAAUAAAGUUCAAAUCUUCAGACAAAAAAGUGGCAAUUUUACAAGAAUAAAUUCAUACAAUAUUGGGAGGAAAAAUAAUGUCAUUUUAGGAGCACAAAGUUGAAAUAUUAGAGAUGAUUUUCAAAAGUCAUAAUAUGGAAAAACAAAAUGAGUCAAUUUGUACGUUUUGGAAAAUUAGGUUGCUGGAAAAGUUAGAAUGUUACAAGAAUAAAUUCAGAAUUACGAGAAAAAACAAAGUUGAAAUAUUUGGAAUAAAAAAAACAUCUGGAAAAAAGUCAAAAUAUUAAGGGAAAAAAGUCAAUAUUUAUGAGAUUGUGACAAAAAAAUUUCAUUUUAGGAGCAUAAAGUUAAAAUAUUAAAGAUUAUUUUUUAAAAGUCAUAUGAAAAGCGAAGAUUUGUAAAUGUGGGGAAAUUACGUUGCGGAAAAAGUUCUAGAGUUCCGAGAAUAAAGUGAAAAUAUGGGAAUAUAUCACAAGUUGAAGUAGUUGGAAUAAAACUGCUCUCAUUUCACAUGAUCAAAGUCAAAAUAUUACAAGACGAAGUAUUCUUAUGAGAAUUUUUUUUUUUUUUCAAUUUUACAAGAAUGAACUCGUGAUGUGAUGAAAAAUAAUGUACUGUAAUUUUAGCGGCAUAGACUGACAUCCCUCGUUUAUGGCGGUUAAUUGGUGCCAGACCCGACCGCGAUGAGUGAAUUUCCGUGAUUCAAUAUCGAUAUUUUAAUAUUUUCAUGAUUAGAGCAUAGAAAACCUGUUUAUUGACUUUCUAAAUGCAGGUAGAGCCCCCUAGACGUGAAAUACCACCCCUAUAGUCACCUUUACACUCCUAUUAUUCUUUGUUUAUGUCACAUUGCGCAGGCUACAGGAUCACUGCGGUGACAUAACACACAGCCAGCGAGCUGCUGUAACUCGUUAGCCUCUCCAAUUGACUUGUUCUAAAGUUAAAGUGUUUCAAACGGAGUGGGGAAGAAAGGCAAAGAAGCCAAAAAUGUACCACUUCCACACAAAAUGAGAGGAUAAGAUGUUUUUUCCACUCAAGCUCAGCCAUGACAUGUUGUGAUGCAGUUUUUUCAUGAAACAUCUAUAACUUGUUAGCAUAUGUAUUCUACAUGAGUUGCUUUACAAAAUAUCAAAGUGGCAAAGUUGCAUCCUUUCAUCCCUCGCUGGCAAGACGAGAGACGCUAGCUAGCUGUGCUAACCGUGCUAGCCGGGAGUGGUGUGCUUAUAUUUUUGGGUUGGAAAAAGUUGUUCUAGUUUGGAGCUGAAAGGGGACAGCGUCUUUGGUCUCACAAAACAGAAAGAUUCUUGAAGAAGCGCACAAGAUUGGGACUUCUUUGCAGUUCUGUAUUCCUCAGUAAGUCUUCAAUGCCGCCGCAAGAUGGCAGCGGUGUUACCACUGAACUCUACAGUGGUAUGAAAAAGUAUCUGAACCUUUUGGGAUUUCUCACAUUUCUGCAUAAAAUCACCAUCAAAUGUGAUGUG
Dunckerocampus dactyliophorus (ringed pipefish) is the source of this 9650-nucleotide messenger RNA. Its product is annotated as trichohyalin-like. NCBI's taxonomy places the organism in Eukaryota, Metazoa, Chordata, Actinopteri, Syngnathiformes, Syngnathidae. The coding region runs from base 109 to 816 and encodes 235 amino acids. The record is from RefSeq and is a predicted model, not a curated record. The transcript is spliced from 3 exons.